AUGUACAGCAGAAGGGCCUCUGCUGCUGCGGUGUAUGUACAGCAGAAGGGCCUCUACUGCUGCGGUGUAUGUACAGCUGGUGGGGCUCACCAGGUAGCCCUGGGCGAGCAUUUGGCGCAGCAAAAAGGCCAAAGCGUCCAGCAAGCUGGCAGCAAAUUGGGGGUCGUGGGGGCCCUUAAAGUAGACGUUAAUUUCUUCCCGAGAGUCUGGCAGCAGCCUGAGUUGCUGCUGCAUGUUGUUAAAUGCAUGCAUGGCUUCAAAGAAGCGCUCGGAGCUCAAGAGAGAAAAGAACAAGCCGCGAGCAGCCAGCAAGUCCAGCCGGCGGGGCACUCUUGCGCUGCUUCGCUGCACAGUCACAGCAGCAGCAGCAGCAGCAGCAGGAGCAGCAGCAGCAGUUCCAAAGCCUGUGACCCCACGCCAAGCCCCUCCUAG
Eimeria necatrix is the source of this 432-nucleotide messenger RNA. RefSeq lists its product as hypothetical. The record is from RefSeq and is a predicted model, not a curated record. NCBI's taxonomy places the organism in Eukaryota, Apicomplexa, Conoidasida, Eucoccidiorida, Eimeriidae. The coding region runs from base 1 to 432 and encodes 143 amino acids. The transcript has 2 exons.